AUGAGCUCAACUAACUGCAGAUUUUAUGAAAACAAGUAUCCAGAAGUGGACGAAGUUGUUAUGGUCAACGUUCAAGAAAUAGCUGAAAUGGGUGCAUACGUCAAACUUUUGGAGUAUGACAACAUUGAAGGUAUGGUUUUGUUAUCAGAAUUAUCAAGAAGACGUAUCCGUUCCAUUCAGAAGUUGAUUAGAGUCGGAAAGAAUGAAGUUGCUGUUGUAUUGAGGGUCGACAAGGAAAAGGGUUAUAUUGAUUUGUCAAAGAGAAGAGUGUCCGCAGAAGACAUUGUCAAAUGUGACGAAAGAUACAACAAAAGUAAAGCAGUGCAUUCCAUCUUGAGACAUUGUGCUGAAAAAUUCAACAUACCAUUGGAAAAAUUGUAUGAAACCAUAGGUUGGCCAUUGAGCAGAAAGUAUGGGCAUGCAUACGAUGCGUUCAAAUUUUCAAUUACUGACCCAACCAUUUUCGAAGGUAUUGUGGCCCCAUCCGAAGGCGUUUUGGAAGAGUUGAAAACGUACAUAUCAAGAAGAUUGACUCCUCAAGCUAUCAAUAUAAGAGCAGAUGUCGAAGUAUCGUGUUUUGGAUACGAAGGUAUAGAUGCGAUCAAACUGGCCUUGAAAGCGGCAGAAUCGGUGUCGAAUGAACAAAUGCAAGUCAAGGCUAAGUUGGUUGCUGCCCCGUUAUAUUUCCUUUCGGUGCAAUCGUUAGACAAGAACCAAGGAAUACGUCUUUUGGAAUCGGCCAUUGAGAAAAUCGUCGAAAGUAUAGAGUCAAACGGUGGUGUUUGCAAGGUUAACAUGGCACCAAAGGCGGUAACCGCUACCGAAGAUGCCGAGCUUGAACGUUUGUUGGAAAGCAAAGAAGCAGAGAACAAGGAAGAUGAAUCGGACGAAGAAGAUGAUGAAUAA
Molecule: messenger RNA, 906 nt
Organism: Lodderomyces margitis
Lineage: Eukaryota; Fungi; Ascomycota; Pichiomycetes; Serinales; Debaryomycetaceae
Gene: SUI2
Product: translation initiation factor eIF2 subunit alpha
Exons: 1
Coding region: 1-906 (301 amino acids)
Cellular component (GO): eukaryotic translation initiation factor 2 complex; multi-eIF complex; eukaryotic translation initiation factor 2B complex
Molecular function (GO): translation initiation factor activity; RNA binding; ribosome binding
Source: RefSeq, a predicted model, not a curated record